Molecule: messenger RNA, 2043 nt
Organism: Linnemannia hyalina
Lineage: Eukaryota; Fungi; Mortierellomycota; Mortierellomycetes; Mortierellales; Mortierellaceae
Source: the annotation of a GenBank genome assembly
AUGCAUCCUCGUCUCAAGGACAUGGCGGACCGACUUUAUGCCUCAGCUCUGGCACACCAUUCACAAUACCGUCCUUAUAUUGCCCAACAGCAAUGGAUCCCUCCCAACUAUGCUUCUUCAGGAGAACGAACCUCCUCUGACGGAUCUCACCAAGGAAACUACGACGACGACGACUUGGACAGUACCUUUGACGAUGAUCUUAAGAACGACACCAACAGCAGCACCAGCAACACCAACGACCCAUCAGGCACAGACGUCCCUCUCGCGCCUGAACAAGGAUUGGAAACCCAAUCCAAGGAGCAUACGCUACGGUUUGCAAGGGACUUCAUCCGGCGUCAGCAUCAGAGCCUUGUUUCACUGUAUAUCACCAAGUGGAUGAUCUCUGUCCCAAAGAUGAACAUGUUGAUCAGGAACUGCCCUCGUCUGGAGCAGUUAUUCCUGCGGUCCGUUGAGAUUGUACCCGUCAAUUCAAGCUUUAACACUGCUGCAUUUCCUGACCUUCAAGAUUCGACAGCAGUACUGGACUUUCGUGAAAUCAAGGGGAUCCAUAUUGAUCAGAUUGGCCUCCGCAUCAACAGGCUCUCGUUUCGUGGCCAGGGUCUGGAGUCGACUGAGUUUGAGCCCUACAUCUUCUUCACACACUACACCAUCUUCAACAGCUUGCGGCCCUUCACCUGGAGCUUUCCCAACACCAAGAGUCUGACCUAUAUUAGCAAAGGCCGCUACAUCCACGACACCGAGGUUGGCAAUGCGAUCCAGUACAUCCUGACCUCUUGCUCUCCCGGCCUGCACCACCGCGUCCACCAUGACUGCCACAGCAACAGAAACAGCAACAGUAGUUAUAACAACAGAAGCAACGUCGACUCACGGCAGCAGACGAGGCGCUCCUCAAGUCACGACAUCUCAAGGAGGUCACCAUCAGUAACUACUCCAUCCGCAGGUCACUCGUCUCGUCAAUUGUCAGUACAUUUGGAGAGGCUGGAGGUGUUGGAUCUGGUCGGCUGUGGUGGUCUGUCGAGACUCAAUCUUCACCAGAUUUUGGUUCGGUGUGAGGACUUUAAGGUGUUUCGAGGACCAGAGUCGAUGGGACGGAUUUUUGCAGAGAUGGCAGACACUACAAGUGUCAAGGCAGUGUUGGCGCAGGAGUCGACUCGGUGGUCGACUAAUGUUAUUCUUAACCAGAUUGAGCAACAGCAGGGCCUUGAGGUUCUUAACCUGAGAGGCGACUUGGACUACCACCUGGCAGAUGACUGUCGCAAGGGGAUUCAGUUGGUGCUUAAUGCUGGUCUGGACAAGUUACGAGAUUACAUCCCUUUUGCAAAACUGGGUGAAUCGGACCAUGAGGACUCUCCUUCAACCGACAUGGCUGGACAUACUUUCUUGUCACAAGGUCAAGGGAACAAUACGGAUCCUGCCUUCGGCCUUGGUCUUGGCACCACCAACAGUCUCGCCGGAGUCUUCGAGCGACACCAGUACGGCCAGCCGGCUGUCUCUGACGCACGGAGUGCUGUUGCGUUGUUGGUGGUUGACUUUAUCCGUCGUGUACACAUGCACAUCGACGUUCAGGACGAGUUCAUAUUCAUUCAGGAUGAAGUGAAGCGCCCAGGCGAAAAGUCGACCACGUUCUGCAUUAGCCAGGUCAUGGAGCUCAAUACCUGGUACCCUUGCACUCCAGAUAUGGCGUGUUCGGAGCUCAGAGAGUUCACAUACCAUAAUCACGCAGAGGGGAUGCUAUUCCAGGAAGUCAUGUUCAAGAAGGCCUGGAACUUGCCUAACCUCCGCAGGCUGCAUUUCCAUGGUAUCGCCUUUCGAGCCCAGUACAAUGACCUCUCCCGAGUACCCGUCCCUAACAGCUGGAAAAAAGAGAACCGAGUUCGAAAUCACCGCUGCUGCAGCACCCGGACUGCUGGGGAUAUCGACCAUCCAGGUAACAUGGCACCCUCCCUCCUCUUCGACAAAGCCUUACUGGAUCACGUCAAGGGCCUCUCCAACCUCUCCGAGGUCAUUGCCAUCGAAGUGAAAUAUCGCAAGAGGCUCAACUAG